AUGCCAGCACUUCCGGGGGCACUGGUGCAACGGACGAGCGUGGCUUUGAGUCAAGUCGGUGUAGCUGCAUCGCACGCCGAGCGAGACCUGGCGCAGACGGUCUCCUCGCUGCUUCGACGUGUGAAUAUACCGUUCAACAGCUCGAGUCCGGCUGGCUUGAUUGAAGCCAAUACGGUAGAUCCAUGGAACCAGAGCGGGAAGUAUGCGCUGGCAUACGUCUACUUCUGCAUACCUCUGCUGGUCUUCGCGGCGUCUAUGCGAUAUUAUCACUUGUUCACAGAUAAAAUCCGGACAGCACUGCACCAAGAAGAGGUAUUACAAUCCUCAACGACAUCCUCUCCCGACACAGACUACGAGCUGUCAGUACUUGAUACUGACAAGUCCACCAUGAAGUUCUUUCCCCGCGAAGGCCCGCUACCUAGCGCGCCCAAGACGCAAUCCAGUGUCUCUUCUGUUGGCCCGAUUAACAACCUGGUCGCCCUCUUCCGAUUCAUCUUUUAUCGACCGGUCCGCCAGAUCAGUAUCAAGAAAGGAUGGAGACCCAUUGUGUUCCCAUCGUUGAGCGUCAUCGUGGUUGUACUCUUAGCCCUGCUUGUGGGCGUUCUCUAUUGUACUGUUCCGCAGCCUCUGUUCUGGGAUAGCAUCGCCUAUGGAUCACCCCCCCUGGCUGUUCGAUCCGGCAUGAUGGCUGUCGCGUUACUGCCAUGGAUCAUUGCUCUUGCGACCAAAGCCAAUCUCAUAUCCAUGGUGACUGGUAUUAGCCAUGAGCGUCUGAAUGUCCUUCAUCGGUGGGCUGCUUACAUCUGCCUCAUUCUGAGUAUCUUGCAUACAGUACCUUUCUACAUCACUCCAGUCUGGGAGAAGGGUGCGCGAAAAAGCUUUGAGGCGUUGUUCCAACAGAGAGAGGGGUUGUACAUCUACGGCUCUGGCAUCGCUGCUCUCGUACCAUUAUGCUUUCUCUGCGGCCACUCGAUAGCGCCUCUCCGGCAUCGAAUGUACGAACUCUUUGUAGCGCUCCAUGUCCCUGUUGCUAUCGUCUUCCUCGGCAUGAUGUUCUGGCACUGCAACAACUACCUCACAUCAUGGCACUACCUUCUGUCAACAGUGGGCAUCUGGCUUCUCUCCUACUUUCUGCGACUCUUCUAUCUCAACUGGACUCGGCCUGCACGAAUCUCAUGGCUCAUUGGCGACGAAGCUGCUGUAACUCUGCUGCCAGAGAAUGCCAUCAAGAUAACCAUUCCCACUCAAAUGAAGUGGAGGCCUGGCCAAUAUGUCUACUUGCGCAUGCCUGGCAUCUCGGUCUUUGAAAAUCACCCAUUCACCAUCGCUUCUCUAUGUAGUGAAGACUUCCCUUCGGAAUAUGGUGAGGGCUACAAGGACAUGGUCCUAGUAUUCCGCCCAUUUGGAGGCUUCACCAAGAAGGUACUUCAAAAAGCUCUCGAGCAUGGCCCGUGGCAUACAUAUCGCGCUUUUGUAGAUGGUCCGUACGGAGGCAUGCAACGGCGUAUAGAAGCCUUUGACGAUGUUGUGCUUAUUGCAGGGGGUAGUGGUAUCACGGCCAUCGUCUCGCAGAUCCUGUCUCUCAUCAAGAAGAUGCGCGACGGCAAAGCAGUGACCAGGAAGAUUCACGUCAUCUGGGCACUCAAACGUCCGGAAACCAUGGAAUGGUUCAAGGAAGAGCUGCGAAUUUGCCGAGAAUAUGCGCCCCCGGAGUCAGUGCAAUGUCAGUUCUACAUAACAGCUGCGAAGCGGAACGCUGGUGGCGCACUCGUGAGCGCAAAAACGCCGACUCGUCCAGUAUCACUAUACUUUCAUGAUAAAGUUAAUGGCGCUUUUCAAAAUAUUGCCGACAAUCGACUUUCGGGUAUUUCGUCGAAGCGUCACUCGGCACUAAUCCGUGAUGAAGCGCAAGGCGAUCCAGAAAAGGAGUCUGAACUUCGUCGCGAGAAUGAAGAUAGCAUCACUGCGCUCCCACAAGCGCACAUGGUGCCCAUCAAUAAAGGCCACCUCGCGCCCCCACGUCAAAGCUACCAGAGUAGCUGGCAUUCAGAGUCAUCGGACAACUCGAAUCCCGAUGUUAUUGCUCCAGUACCUCAAGGAUUUGGCGCUCGACGCCAACAGCGAAACCUCUCGCUCGACAUUUCGCAGGCAGUGUCCGCAGGCUCUGGCGCCAUCAACCCAGGAAUCUCGCAAGAUCCGGGUGAAGCUGGGGCGGGCUUUGACUUUGGAUUCCCCUCGACACCCACUGAAUUCCAAAAGAACCUGAUGCGUUUUGCGUUUUUACCCGCCGCCGUCAAGAAGAAGGAUGGUUGGAGUACCGAGUAUGGACGUCCGGAUAUACCGUAUCUGCUUCGGGCUUUGAGCAAGGACUUUGGUAGGCGGACGUGCGUCUUUGUAUGUGGUCCGCCCACGAUGCGCAUCAGUGUCAGUGAGACAGUUGCAGAUCUCCAGCGAUCCGUAUGGAGUAAGAGUGAUCGUGAUGAGAUCUUCCUGCACACGGAAAACUAUGCGUUGUAG
This is a messenger RNA of Plenodomus lingam JN3, 2517 nucleotides long. RefSeq lists its product as uncharacterized. Gene Ontology annotation, molecular function: ferric-chelate reductase activity. The record is from RefSeq and is a predicted model, not a curated record. Gene Ontology annotation, biological process: iron ion transport; copper ion import; intracellular iron ion homeostasis. Gene Ontology annotation, cellular component: plasma membrane. NCBI's taxonomy places the organism in Eukaryota, Fungi, Ascomycota, Dothideomycetes, Pleosporales, Leptosphaeriaceae.